Photinus pyralis (common eastern firefly) is the source of this 2171-nucleotide messenger RNA. Its product is annotated as ABC transporter G family member 20-like. Gene Ontology annotation, cellular component: membrane. Lineage: Eukaryota; Metazoa; Arthropoda; Insecta; Coleoptera; Lampyridae. Bases 95 to 2152 code for a protein of 685 amino acids. The record is from RefSeq and is a predicted model, not a curated record. Gene Ontology annotation, molecular function: ATP hydrolysis activity; ABC-type transporter activity; ATP binding. The transcript has 10 exons.
GUUCAUUAGUUUCAAAUUGGAAAUCAAUGCAUUCACACCAUAUCGAAAGUUGCUCGUGGUUUGCUGAACACGUUUAAAGUUACUACAAAAGCAAAUGGGAUUAUUAAAUUGUACGGUCGAUAUCCAAAUGGAGGAGCCGGCCAUCCUGGUUCGGGGCGCUUGCAAGCAUUACGGUGUAAAAGAUCGGACCAAUGUGUUAGAGAGUUUGGAUCUGACCGUGCCGCGAGGUUGCAUAUACGCCCUUUUGGGCGCGAGCGGUUCCGGCAAAACCACGCUGCUAAACUGCAUGGUGGGAACCAAAUGUUUAAAUUCCGGAACGAUUCGUCUUCUCGGCACUAUCCCGGGCGAGAGUGGGGCGGCGUCCCCCGGACCGCGCGUCGGGUACAUGCCCCAGGAGAACGCCUUGUACCAAGAGCUGACGAUAUGGGAAACCAUGAAGUACUUCGGUUGGAUAGCUGGGAUGUCCACGGAUGAGAUCAAGUCCCGGUUGAGGUUCCUAGCAGAGCUGCUUCUGAUCACCGAUCUCGACCAGCAAAUCUGGACGUUGAGCGGCGGGGAGCAGCGGCGCAUCUCGUUCGCGGCCGCGCUCCUCUACGGCCCGGAGAUUAUAAUAUUAGACGAACCCACGGUCGGCUUGGAUCCAAUCUUAAGGGAGUCGGUUUGGAGGUACCUGAUCGAUUUGGUCGACCGAGAGCAGUGCACCAUCGUGCUCACCACGCACUACAUCGAGGAGACUCGUCAGGCUCACAAGGUCGGGUUGAUGCGCAAAGGGUACGUUAUCGCCGAGAGCUCUCCUCGAGCGCUUCUACAAAGAUUCCAGGUGGACACCUUGGAGGAGGUGUUUCUCAAGUUGAGCACUCUUCAGGAUAUAACCGAGAAAGACGGAUCCACUAGGUUCGUUUGCCGGAUUCAGGACGAUUUCACUUGCAGCACCGCUAAAAAGUACAACCACCCAGUGCGCACGUCUUCACCAAAGCACAAGAUCAAGGCGUUAGUCUGGAAGCAGUUCGUGACCCUUCUAAGAAACGUGCCUUUGCUACUUUUUACUGUGAUGAGCGCCGCCUUGUCGGUCAGUCUGUUUUUCAUCGGUGUCGGACACGAUCCCACCGGUAUCACAGUGGCCCAAGUCAAUUACGAAACCAACCGCUCGUAUUGCGCACCGAUACACUGUGACAGCACCUCACUCAGCUGCAACUACCUGGAGAUACUCAGCAGCAGGUUCUCUAACUUGAGGCACUUGUCAUCGGAAGGUGAAGCCUACGCGCUGCUACGUAGCGGCCAAAUCCAGGCGUUCUUCGUCGUGAAGGACGACUUCAGUCCGAAUAUGAGGCGUCGAAUUUUCGACUCGAGAAACCUCCUGACGCCAGCAGGUGUCGACGUUUAUCGCGACUAUACAGCCAAGGACAUCGCAAUGUACACCAAGAAGGUGACAGUGGAUGCGUUCGACGAGUUCACCAGCUUAUUCUUGGACUCGUGCAACGUGAACCGGAAGCUGAUGAAGGCGCCCAUUAAUGUGGAAACUCCAGUGUAUGGGGAAGCCAGCGUGGAGACCACCUACAUGGGAGGUCCCGCUUAUUUGCUGAUGGUUUCCUUUUGCGUGGCUUCCAUCGUGACAUCCUGCUCUGUUCUAAUCGAGAGGAACGAGGGAACCUACGACCGCGUCUUCGCGAUGGGCGUCAGACACGUUGAAAUACUCAUCUCCCAUAUCAUCACCGACUCCUGCCUAAUCGUUGGGCAAAUCGUCUCCUCGCUGUCGGUCGCGUUCCUAAUCUUCGGCUUGCCUCUGAAAGGCUCGAUCUUUCUAAUAUUUGCCUUGGCGGUCGCGAACAGCUUCAGCGGAAUGUGCUUCGGUUACGCUAUCUCGAGCAUCCUCAAGAACGAAUCCGCCGUGAUGCACUUGCUUUCCGGAAGCAUGACACCCGCCGUCUUGUUGAGCGGCACCAUGUGGCCAAGGGAGGGAAUGCAUCCGUUCCUGCAGGAGGCGGCGUGGUAUCUGCCGAUUACGCAAGCCGCCCACUCCAUUUUGAGUAUUCUGCACAGAGGCUGGGGACUUUCCAGACCCACCGUGUACCUCGGCUUUGCGAAUUGCUUUUCGUGGGCCGCUAUUUUUCUAGUCAUUUGCCUCGUAUUUUUAAGAUAUGAAAAAACCUAACGAGAAAUAAAUUUGCUAC